UUUCUGAAUUGAUUGAGGUUAAGAUGGCGGAUAUAUAAAGCGAGCAGAGGUAACUUGCCAGGAGAGUAUCUGGAUAGUGCUGUGAAAGUGAAGGAAGAAAAGGAUGAGGGUGACACUAUUGCUAUGUUUGAUCGGGUUUUGUUGCGGGGCGGGGGUUGUCAAUGGGCAAGUCCCGUUCGGGGGAGGAAGGCAAGUUGUUCAGAGGUACCAAGGAGGUCCACAAGUACCACAAGGGUUCAGGCCCUCCCCCCUCGACGACGACAGCCGCGAAGAGAUCGACAGGAACACUGUACAGCCCACACACUCGCCCUACGUACAAAGGCCUCAGCAGGUGCAGUACAGGCCUCAGGAGAACGUGCCGCGCGGCCGGCCCCAGGAGUAUGGCCUCCAAGGAAAGUGGCCUCCAGGAAAAAAGAACCUCAAGGAAGAGGAAUUAGAAGAAGAGGAGAAAGAAGAGCCUGAUAGGUUGACGAUGCUUCUCCCUCAAUCGAAAUUCAACUGCCAAGGGAAGAACACGGGCUACUACGCCGACGAGGGCCUGCAGUGCGAAGUCUUCCACUAUUGCCAAGACAACGCUAGGCAUUCCUGGAUCUGCCCGGAAGGAUUCUUGUUUCACCAGGUACAUCUUAUAUGCAUGCCGCCGAGCCACGACAACAUCUGCACCCAGUCGUCGCAGUACCAUUUCGUCAACGAUUUCCUCUACAAACCGUUGAACGCUGAAGAAGCGUUGACCAAGCCGAACGUGACGAUCCGCUACUCAGACAGAUACUACCCGGAAAACUUCUACGAAGAUGAUCACGGCGCACCGCAGCAUGUCGUCCAGGCGACCCCCAGGCCGCAGCAAUUGCAGCCGAGGCCGCAGCAGCAUUUCCAACAGGGCAGACCGCAACAGCCGCAGCUCAGACAACCGAACCAGGUCUUCCACUCGCCCGAAGAGGUCAACAUCCCGCUCCAGCACAGGAGGCCAAUCCCUCAAAGUCAACCCCACAGGAAUUACCAACAGUCAAGCGAGGAGUACGAAUACUGAGAGCGUUGAAUUUUUUUAAAUUUUUUACUUUUUUCUUUUUCUAACGCCGAUUGAAAAACCGGAGCGCCCUUGGGAACGAAUCCUGCUAUUUAUUAUUAUUAUUAUUUUAAUUAGAGACAGCACAGUAUUUAUUUUCAAUUUAUGAGAAAAACAUACGUUUAUGUUUCCUCGUCUGUUUCAUAAACAUCCAGUUAGUUGUACAAUGUUGCUUAUUUUAGUGUAUAGACCAAUUUUUUAAACAUAACAAGAAGUGAGACUGUAUCGUGUAUUACUAAAAUAUAAAAAAAUGUACUUAUAUUUGGAGAUAGCAAUGGAUGCGCCUGUACAAAGCAGGCUUUUGCUCACAACGAACUGAGUACCUUCUUAUUGUAAUCAAGUAUAUCGUUACAUGUACUCUUUUUUAUAACUGUUAUUCCUCAUGAAAAUUGUUAUGAUUUGUUGAGAAAAAAAUAUAUUGUUAUCUCUAUA
Messenger RNA from Cimex lectularius (bed bug), 1495 nucleotides. RefSeq lists its product as uncharacterized. The transcript is spliced from 5 exons. Gene Ontology annotation, molecular function: chitin binding. NCBI's taxonomy places the organism in Eukaryota, Metazoa, Arthropoda, Insecta, Hemiptera, Cimicidae. The record is from RefSeq and is a predicted model, not a curated record. The coding region runs from base 104 to 1027 and encodes 307 amino acids. Gene Ontology annotation, cellular component: extracellular region.